CGGAAAUAUUAAUCAUCGGAACUAUUUCUGUGUUACACUCAAAGACCCGACUUAAAUCCCCAAUAGGGCAUUUGACAUUGUAUUGUGCCAAAAUGAUACGAUUUUAUGAAAUUUCUCUACAAACAGAAUGCCGAGCUGUGUUGAACUUCUAACUCCAUUUGAGUAAUGUCCUCUUAUCUAGUUUGGUUGGCAAUAGCAACCACUGCUACCCAAGCGAGUAUUCCAGAGCUACAUCGCCAGUGAAUGACAGCAAGGAAGAAUGUCAGAUGAUAGGAACCAGUCAUGUCUGAUGGUAGCAGAAGACACCGUCAGCUUCUUAGUCUGUGUCUUUCAUUCUCUGGAGGAAUGGAUGGGCUUUGGUCAGGUGGAAGACUACCUGAGUUUCUUGGAAUACUUAUUGUGGGUCUUCACCCCUCUAGCAAUUGUCUUUAUCCUGCCUUUUCUCAUCGUCAUUCUCCUUUACCUCUCGAUACUUUUUCUUCAUGUCUAUAAGAGGAAGAAUCAGUUGAGAGAGGCAUAUUGCAACAACCUUUGGGACGGAGCCAGAAAGACACUGGCAACUCUGUGGGAUGGACAUGGAUCGAUAUGGCAUGGCUAUGAGAUCCAUGGGAUAGACAAGAUUCCCGACAAAGGACCAGCACUGAUAGUGUACUAUCAUGGAGCCAUUCCAAUAGAUUACUACUACUUCUUAGCCAAUGUCAUUAUCCAGAAAGGACGAACCUGCCAUUCUGUUGCUGAUCACUUCCUUUUUAAAAUACCAGGUUUCAAGUUACUGUUGGAGGUGUUCAGUGUGAUGCAUGGUCCCCAGGAAGACUGUGUACAGGCACUGAAAAAUGGCCACCUGCUGGGGAUCUCCCCUGGAGGUGUGAGGGAGGCUUUGUUCAGUGAUGAGACAUAUCCUCUUCUUUGGGGAAAACGUAAGGGCUUUGCCCAGGUUGCCAUUGACUCUAAGGUGGCCAUAAUUCCAAUGUUUACUCAAAAUGUCCGAGAAGGCUUCAGAUCUUUGGGAACACUGAGAUUUUUCCGUUGGCUGUAUGAGACAUUUCGUCUUCCUAUAGUUCCUGUUUAUGGUGGAUUCCCAGUGAAGUUCCGGACAUUCCUUGGCGAUCCAAUUCCAUAUGACCCGAACAUAACUGCUUCAGAGCUGGCAGAAAAAGUGAAACAGGCUGUCCAGUCCCUCGUAGACAAGCACCAGCAGAUUCCAGGGAAUGUUCUGAGAGCUCUUCUGGAGAGAUUCCACACUAAAUAUAAAGCUAAAUAGCAACAGCACAGAAUAAAAAUGGGAUAUAUAAAUGGGUGUGUCCAAAAGGCAGGCAAGGCUGGGAAAGUGCACUUGACUCCAGGGGGGAAAAAAAACUUGUGAAUAUUUCACGUAUCGUUUUUGACACAAGUUCUAGAACCUUGCUGGCACACAUAGUAAACUUAAGACAGUUGUUAUGUGCACAGUUUUGGUGAAAAACGCAUGACUGGUUCCAUCGUCAUACACGUUCUCUGUGUUACUAAGAUGUGUGUUAUUUUUCAGAGAGUUGUUGUUGUAGCCAAAUACGAUGGUCGUUAUUCAGUAUCAAGGUCCAGAAAGUGAGCCACAUCGGCCGGGGCGGUCCACAGGUGUUCCACCGUCUGCGUGGUCGGUUUUUGAGCACAGUUGAAGAGAUGAUGCAUAUCGUGGGGGGCGACGUCACACAACGGCCAUUUAUCGACGAUGUUGUCGAGUGGAUGCUGAUUGUUGUUGAGCAUGUGACACCAGCCCGAACGGAGAUGCGAUAACGUCGAUCUCACGGGCCGGGUAGCCCCCCAACACGAUGUUGGGUUUGUUGCCAGCGAUCCCAAAAUACGGAUGGUCAACCCUUUUUUCGGAGAGUCAUUUUGUGCAUUAACUUGCUUUCUACCUAUUCCCAAAGAGAGACAUUUUUUAAAAAGUAAAAAAGUUCAAAUUGAGUUUUAAGAAAAUUAAAUUAUGUAUUUUUUGAAGAUUGAAACAGUUCAAGAAGAGUUUAAAUAUCUUCAAGUCAGUCACUUCACUGCACUCAUCAUGCGAACACAUAAUUUAUAACUUUGAACACUCUGAGUAUGACUUUCCAAAUGUUUUACAGCCUUAGAUGUUGACACCUAUUAAUAAUUGGCUUCAAAUUGUUUUUUUUUUUAUUAAGUACCGUAUUUUCCGCACUAGGUGCAUCAUAAGGCUCACCUUCAAUGAAUGGCCUAUUUUAAUACUUUUUUCAUAUACAAGGUGCACCACAUCAUAAGGCGGAUAGAAUAGACGCUACAGUAGAGACUGGGGUUGCGUUAUGCAUCCAUUAGAUGGAGCUGCGCUAAAGGGAAUGUCAACAAAACAGUCAGAUAGGUCAGUCAAACAUGAUUAAAUUACAAACCAGCAUUCUGACAACUCCAUUCUCUCCCGAAAUGAAUAAAAGGCAGUUUUAUUCUUUUCCCCGAGGCAAAGUCAGUGACAUAUUAUUUUCGUGACACUGUUUAUCUUUUAACAACAGCAAGGUAUAACAUGUAGUGCAACAUUUAUAUCACAUAGUGGAGGGGAACUUUUCCUCGAUUCAGUUAACACAUAAAAAAGUCCGAUAUUGUUAUGGUAGAUCAAACGUUAGUGCAAUCACAAUAUAGUAAAACUCGAUAUAGUGCAAAGCAAUAACAAUUUAGCAAUAGCUAAACGUUCAAACAAUGUCCAUAUUCAUAAUCUGCCCAACCUUGUUCAGCUGUAAACACACAAAAGAAAUGUGUAAAACUCACUUUAUCAGUUCAUUCCUCAUCCACAAAUCCCUUCAAUUCUUCUUCUUCAGUGUCCAAAUUGAAGAGUUGGUCAAAUAGGGCAUCCAACAUGCCAGCUCCGUCUCGUCAAAGUCACCAUUUAUCGAGUCAGUGCCACUGCUGUUUCUGGCUGUUCAGUGACAAUUCCUGGCCAACUUUGCUCGGUAGUCUUUUGGCAGUUGCCGUGAAACAAUUGUUCGUGUGGGGAUGGAGAGAUUACAUCUUUUCAUUAACCGAAAGCACCAAAAAGGAUCGCCUCUAAUUUCAUAGAUGUUAAGUCAGUGUGCUGGUGCUGUGGCCUUCGUUCGAAGUAGUUAUUGUACUGACACUUCUACUUGCUGCUCUCUGUUCAACAACCCACUGUUUGAGUUUGUCCUCCAACUGUAGCUAUCUCGCUUUGUUCCCUCGGAAAUUCUGUUGUAUAUUUGGAAUAAACACCUAUAAGAUUAUUGAAAUAUGUUUUUGACAGAUUGACUGUUCAUCAAGACGAUGGAACUCCACCUAUUUUGUGAAAUGUUUUCUAGUAUGUUAACUGGAAUUGGCUGAGACUGCCCCCUUUCUUGUGAUUGGUUCCCUUUGUGUCAAAGACCCAUUUGUGAGAGCAUACGUAUUCAUGUUGACAGCACUAUGUCUUGGGAGCGGAAAGGCAGAGAGUUUGUGAUGUAGAUAAGCUCAAGAAAUUUUGUCCUCUCUCCUGAAAAAUAACUCUGGAAUGCGGGGAUGAUUUUAAUUCAUAUUUCAUAUUUACUGAGGCACCAUAAAGACAAAAUAACAUUCCAAGUACUUUUUAUGUACAAAUUUUGGUGUAAUUGGGACAGUUGUUCCAUGACUCUGGGGAACAACUUGAGAAUAGACUUUCACUGCCCAUAAACCAUCAGUGUCCUUGCAUAAAACCUAAAUAUUUGGUUGGUUGUUCCAAACGCUGCAAAAGUGAACCAUUUGAAAGGUGUAUAUUGUGUAAUAUCAGAAUCGGAUCUUAAUUCGUAUCAUUCCUAGAUCUCGAUUGCUUUGAGAUAUUUAAACAAAAUGUACAGAUUUUUUUUCUUUCCUUAAUCAUCCUACAUUGUGGUUUAGAUCCAGUGUAAUUUAUUACUUUCCUGUGCAUGUAAACAUAUAUUUGCAUGUAUGUACUAAUAAUUCUAUUGAUAAUUUCUUUUCACAAAAAUGCUUUCAAAUUGUA
Molecule: messenger RNA, 3940 nt
Organism: Syngnathoides biaculeatus (alligator pipefish)
Lineage: Eukaryota; Metazoa; Chordata; Actinopteri; Syngnathiformes; Syngnathidae
Gene: tmem68
Product: transmembrane protein 68
Exons: 9
Coding region: 260-1261 (333 amino acids)
Cellular component (GO): membrane
Molecular function (GO): acyltransferase activity
Source: RefSeq, a predicted model, not a curated record